AUGGAAAACACAAAUCCUAUUGAAUUUACAUUGCAAGCCAUGCAACAACAAUUUGCAAGGUUUGGAGCUGUUAUGGAAAAUGUAACAGAACGAUUGGAGAGGCUGGAAUUUCAAGCACCACCGAGGAAUGAGGAGGAAGGAGAGAGCGAAGGAGAAGAUGAUCGUUCAUCAACACAUCGAAAUGAAAGGCGAGGAGGAGGUAGAAGAAGAAGACAUCAAAAUGAAGUUGAUGGUGACUUGGGAAGCAUCAAAUUGAAGAUCCCAACAUUCCAAGGAAGGAGUGAUCCUGAAGCCUAUUUGGAGUGGGAAAGAAAGGUGGAGCUCAUCUUUGAGUGUCACAACUACUCCGAGGAAAAGAAGGUUAGACUUGCUGCAAUUGAAUUCACUGAUUAUGCAAUAGUUUGGUGGGAUCAAUUGACAACAAAUAGAAGGCGCUAUCGAGAGAGACCAAUUUCCACGUGGGAGGAAAUGAAAAGCAUAAUGCGUAAGAGAUUUGUACCUUCUCAUUAUUUUCGUGAAUUGUAUCAAAAAUUACAAUCUAUGAAUCAAGGUACUAAAUCUGUUGAUGAGUACUACAAAGAGAUGGAGAUUGCCAUGAUUAGGGCAAAUGUUGAUGAGGAUAGAGAGGCAACCAUGGCUCGAUUCCUAUGUGGGCUGAAUAAGGAGAUUGCAAACAUCGUGGACCUACAACACUAUGUGGAGCUGGAGGAUAUGGUUCACAUGGCCAUGAAAGUAGAGAGGCAAUUGAAGAAGAAGGGAACCUUUCAAAGGAAUUUUCCAACAAGUUCUCAAUCUUCAAAGUCGAAGGAGUGGACUUCGUCUAAGUCAAAUUUUGGGGCAGCCUCUAAACCUCAAAAUGAUGUGUCCAAAUUCAAGUCCAACGAAGGCGAAAGGGGCAAAGGUAUCUCUAAUUCUACAUCUUCUACUAGAAAUAGAGAUAUCAAAUGUUUUCGAUGUCAAGGUGUUGGACAUAUUGCAUCUCAAUGUCCAAACAAAAGGGUGAUGGUCUUGAAGCCGAAUGGAGAAAUCGAAUCUGAAAGUGAACAUGAUGAUGAUGAUGAUGAAGAUGAUGAACAAUUGGAGGAGAUUGUACCGGAACAUGGUGAGCUUUUGGUGGUUCGAAGGGCUCUAAACGUGCAAAUCAAACAGGAGGAAGAACAAAGGGAGAACAUCUUCCACACAAGAUGUUUAGUCCAAGGUAAAGUAUGCAUGUUAAUUAUUGAUGGUGGUAGUUGUACCAAUGUUGCAAGUGGCGAGAUGGUGGAGAAACUGAACUUAAAAACUGAACGGCAUCCUCAUCCAUAUAAGCUACAAUGGCUUAAUGAAUGUGGUGAAAUUCGUGUGACAAAACAAGUUCUAAUUUCAUUUUCUAUUGGCAAUUAUAAAGAUGAAGUUCUUUGUGAUGUGGUGCCAAUGCAUGCUAGUCACAUUCUUUUGGGAAGGCCAUGGCAGUUUGAUCGAAGGGUGACCUAUGAUGGAUUCCGCAAUCACUACACCUUCAAGCACAACAACAAAUCCAUCAUGCUUGUUUCUUUGACACCUCAACAAGUUCAAGAGGACCAGCAGAAAUUGUCUCAAGCAAGGAGAGCUCGUGAGGUUGAGGGCAAUAAAAGUGAGGAGUUUGAGGACGUCUUUCCCGAGGAGGAACCAAGUGGAUUACCUCCUUUAAGAGGUAUCGAGCAUCAAAUUGACUUUGUUUCCGGGGCUGUUCUACCAAACCGACCAGCUUAUCGAGCCAAUCCAGAAGAGACUAAAGAGAUCCAAAGGCAAGUCCAAGAGUUGUUGGAGAAAGGAAAGAUUCGUGAGAGCAUGAGUCCAUGUGCUGUACCGGCUAGAUGA
This is a messenger RNA of Salvia miltiorrhiza (redroot sage), 1839 nucleotides long. RefSeq lists its product as uncharacterized. Gene Ontology annotation, molecular function: nucleic acid binding; zinc ion binding. NCBI's taxonomy places the organism in Eukaryota, Viridiplantae, Streptophyta, Magnoliopsida, Lamiales, Lamiaceae. Bases 1 to 1839 code for a protein of 612 amino acids. The record is from RefSeq and is a predicted model, not a curated record. The transcript is spliced from 3 exons.